AUGUUUUCACUGAGAACUCUGGCGCAAUGGACCCAAGGGCUUCGGCGAUACUGCCUGAAAUCAGGCGACCCCCCAAACGCGAUGCUUGAAGUUUUUGCUUACGAGGCGAAUCGCCUUUUUCGUGACAGACUUGUCAAUGACCAUGACAGAAGUGAAUUUGAUUCAAUGCUGCAAGCCUCGCUGAGUAGCUUGUGGGGGGCUAACGCCACCAACGCUCUGUCAGGCGGAUAUUACGUUACCCUGCACGCCGAUGUCGCUGCCUCGUUGGGCAAGCAGACGCCGAAGUUGCAUCACGUGUCUAUUGAAGAAUUUGCCACGGUUGUCGCGAAAACGAUGAAAAGAUUUUCAAGCGAUGUGCGAUAUACUGAUCUGGCCUUAAUCGAAGAGUUCCUUAACCUCUGCGCUCAAAUAGACCGAGUUAUCACCAGAUGCAAGGGGUCUCUUCUUCUAGUUGGUCGACCUGGCGUCGGCCGUCGUUCAGCUGCUUCUUUGCUUGCAUAUGCUCAUCAGAUGCCUUGUGUGGUGCUACCAGGGUCAAAGGAAUCUGGGAUCGCUUCGUUCAAGAGUAUGAUUAAGCAAAGCUUAGUUCAGGCGGGGAUAAACGGCGAGCACAUGCUGCUGUUGCUGGAGGACUUCCAGAUUACGGAUCCUGAAUACAUCGAAAUCUUGAACUCCUUGCUGCUCUCCGGUGAAGUUCCAGACCUGUUCAAACUAGAAGAGCUGGAAACCCUCCUAAAACCUCUUCGGGAACGCAUGUCCCAAGAGAUGUAUCAGGAAACUGUUCAGUCCUAUUUCACCAAAACAGCGACCGAAAAUGAGACAGAAACCAAUUUCGGCAAGGACGCAGAAGUAUUAACAUUGAACGAAGAUACGGUCAGUCAGAUGGUCGCUAUCGCCAACAGUGUCAAAAACGAUCUUACGGACUGUCCAAAGAAGUUCGUCACUUUUGUGUAUCAGUUCAUUUGCCUAUACAAAAAUAAAAGGCGAACAGUUGCCUCAAGAUACGAAAGACUAAAGUUGGGUGUAACGAAGCUGAACGAGGCACGCAAUGCUGUUGCUGCAAUGAAUGAUGACGCUCAGAAAAAAAGCAAAUUGUUAGCGGACAAACAAGCCGAAGCAGAUUGUAUGCUGCAAGGGAUCACGUCCAGCAUGUCGGUAACAAACGAACAGAAGAGUGGUAUGGAAUCGUUAAAAAUGGAAAGCGAGAAAGAAAGUGCAAGAAUAGAAAAGCAGAAGAAAGUCAUCGAGGCUCAACUAGCACAAGUAAGUAAAAAUGAAUUCAUCCCUAGUACCAUUUGUUUUCGGGCAUUCGUUCGACAAUGCCAAAAUCAAGAGGGGAUUCAGAAGAGGUCAAUGUAAGU
This is a messenger RNA of Soboliphyme baturini, 1361 nucleotides long. The record is from the annotation of a GenBank genome assembly. Lineage: Eukaryota; Metazoa; Nematoda; Enoplea; Dioctophymatida; Soboliphymatidae.